This is a messenger RNA of Naegleria lovaniensis, 1548 nucleotides long. RefSeq lists its product as uncharacterized. The record is from RefSeq and is a predicted model, not a curated record. The transcript is spliced from 3 exons. NCBI's taxonomy places the organism in Eukaryota, Heterolobosea, Eutetramitea, Acrasida, Naegleriidae. The coding region runs from base 1 to 1548 and encodes 515 amino acids. Gene Ontology annotation, cellular component: cytoplasm.
AUGUCUACAACGUUCGUCAAGAGUGCCAAAUCGACCUCAGGAAAUACGAUCGGAACCUCACUUCCUUCCUUUUCAAAGGAUAGAAAAUUGGAUAUCACGAAAGAAGAAUUGAACAAAAUCGAACAGUGUAUGAAAGAUCCCGAAUUUUUGAGGCUGUUUGAGGAAUAUGCCAAGGAAAUUUCCGAUCCAAAUACUUUGAAAGAAACCGAUUUGUAUAUUAAACAAUUGGAACAGGAAGGAAGUAAAUUACCUGACUCGAUUGUUAUUCCGAAAGCGAGUUUUUGUAUUCAAUGUUCUUCGACGGAUAAGAAAGCAAAACAGUACUUUGUAAAUAUUUGUUCAAGUGAUAAAGUGGAAAUGUACAAGGAAGAAAAAGCUACACAACAGAAUAAGAAGGGUACUCAGUUUAAAAUCCCUUUAAUUGUUGGACAUCCAAGAGACUCUGAAAAAGAAACAGUCAUUGACGUUGUGUUUAACACAAAGACUUGUGAAAGAGCCUUGAAAGAUUUAUUAUUUAAGAAUUUUAUUUGUGAACUUUCUUUGGAUUAUGUUGAAAAGAAAUGUAAUGUGACCCUCAAAAAGAAUUAUUAUACUGAAGUUCUUGGAUUAAAGAGUAAGGGUGAUCCUUCUUCUCUCACCAUUCAAUCGUUGUUAAGUAACGACAGAGAAAAAUUUGAACCCAACUCAUUGUUAAAGUCUUUUGGAAAGGAAAUUGAAACUCACAUGAAAGAGGAUGAUCAUGACAAGGAAUUACAGAUGCCACAGCCAAAGACAUCUACAAAAUCUAAUUUAAUUCAAGAAGUGAAUGAACCAAUGACUCCCAAGUUUGAAAUUGUAUAUAAGAAUGCGUUUGACAUGUCUGAAUACACCUAUUCAGCGUACACAAGCUCCAACCGAACAAAACCAUCAGAAAUUGGAGUACGAAUUUUCCUUCCUCAUCUUGAUUCGGCUGCAGGUGUCGAUUUGGACGUCUCUGAAAACUUUUUAAAGCUUGAUUCUACGCAAUCGGCCAAAUAUCACCUCGAGGUACAUUUACCGUACAGUGUUUUCAGUGACAAGGUUUCAGCUAAAUUUGACAAGAAAACAAAAACCCUGAAGGUGACGCUUGCAGUCAUACCAGAUCCCAUUCAACCGGUUGCUUUUGAAGAUAUUCCAAAAGAGGAAGAGGAAACGACCCAACACAAGCAUGUAGAUACCAAUGUAAAGACUUCAAAACUGGUAGAGGAGAUUGCGUCAACAUCCAGUCCACAAGAGGAAAAAUUGGACCAAGCGACAAAAUUACCUUCUCUCACUCAAAUUUCUGCACAGAAAUUGUCUUCGUUUGUGCAAACCGUGCCAAGUGAAGUAGAUGUAGCUUUGACAAGUUCACAAGCUCAUUCAUUAUCAGCCCUAACACAACCACAAGAGAGCAAUAAGAUCGUGGUUACAGAACCAAGCGUGACAAAAAAGAAGGUCUCGUUCAUGGAAAGCAGCAAUUCUUCUCAGGCACAACAAGUUCCUCAACAGGCUACAGAUUUCAAGAAUAAGUAUUUAUUUGAUUUAGAUUAA